Molecule: messenger RNA, 1774 nt
Organism: Dreissena polymorpha
Lineage: Eukaryota; Metazoa; Mollusca; Bivalvia; Myida; Dreissenidae
Product: zinc finger protein 862-like
Exons: 7
Coding region: 347-1756 (469 amino acids)
Source: RefSeq, a predicted model, not a curated record
AGUCUUCGAAUUAGCCUAUAAGCCCGAAGCCCGAGUCGAUUUUUUGGCCGGUCGGUCGAUCAUAAAUGCAUAUAAAAUAGCCCGACCGGUCGAUUAAAUUUUUGAGCGUAAAAUUGUAAACAUAGUGAAAUAAUUACAUGAACACCGGUCAGUCACUUCGGGUUAAAGGCGUAUCGGUCAAUGGAAGUAGUCGGUACAAAUCGUUAGCCAAUAAACACGUCCGUGUUCCACUCUUACGGGACUCCGGAGAUGGACGUAGUGUUACGAUUGGUCCGUUUGUUCAAAGCGGACAUCGACGUAUGAUGACUCAUUAAAAAAAAAUCCUUGCGUUAAAAUCGCGCUCAAGAUGGCGUUCAGCCAACUUCGAUACCAGAGCGGGGCGUUACCAGGUAAAAAACGUAAGCAGCCGACCGACCCUGUAUCUUCUAAAAGAGCUUACGAAGUCAAGAGAGUUCGAACAUUUCAACAAUCAUGGCAAUCAGGUAGAGAAUGGCUGCAAUACGAUCCUGAAACGCAAUUGAUGCGGUGUCAAUUAUGCAUCGAAUUCUAUGGACCCAGUAGCAAUGACAAUAUAUUUAUAAAAGGCUCGUCGUAUCUCCGCAUUGAUGGCAUACAGCUACACGAAAAUUCUCCGAAUCAUUUUAAAGCAGUUCAAGCCAAACAGGCAAAAUCAACACCCAAGUCGUCUAGCACUGCAGCCAAAGCAUUGAAGACCUUAAGACAGGCGGAUUAUGACAAACUUGUAAACAAGUUCAGAAAUGCUCAUGCUGUUUGCAAGAACAAUUUUCAGCGCGUCAUCAGCAACUUGCAGAGCCUCUCCCUGUACCUACAGACAGACCUCAUCAGCCUCGCAGAUGCUGCUCGACGAGUGCAGUCCUCAAAGACUGCCAUCUCACAGCUGUGUGAGAAAGAUGAUAGCACUGUCUCUGAUGUAAGCGCAUCAGAAACCUACAAGCAAGAGAAGCUUGUAUUCAGAGGUGUUAAGGCUAAGGCAGAUCAGAGUUCUCUUAUAAAAGAGAUUGUUGAAAAUCUAGAGGCUAGAUUUCCAACAUCAGAUCUUGUAUCUGCAACGAUGGUUUCUUCAUUUAAAAACUGGCCGGACCUUACAUCGGAUGAAAUUAAAGAUAGCACUUUCGGAGACAAAGAAGUUGAGACUCUCUACAGGCAGUUUGAAGAUGUUGCAUUUGGGAAAUCUAGUGAGGGCAUCGCCUUAGAAGAUGUGUUGGACCAAUGGGCAACACUGAGGACACUGAUCUACCACAGAUAUCCAUUCCAAGACAGGCAGAAGCUGACUUGGGUCACUGUAAUGGGCAGCAUGGCGGAUCAGCAACUAUAUGCAGUGUUCACACUGAUUGACAUUACUCUGGCCCUGCCCCCCACCUCUGUCAAGUGCGAGACAUCAUUCUCCGCCAUGAAGCUCCUCAAGAACAAGCGAAGGGGCCGUCUCCGUGCUGGACGCCUCAACGAUGUGAUGAUGGUGAAGCUCACGUCUCCAUCCAUCAAUGAAUUUGACCCAGACCUUGCGAUCAAGCACUGGAUGACUUCAACACCCAGUGGACAACCCCGCAGAAUCAAGAGAGAAGCCCCAGGAUCCCAAGGGGACUGUAUCGUGGUGUCAGAAGAGGACGAAAAAGAUGUUGCCAGCAACAAGGUGCCAGAGAACUCAGAAUAUGAAGAUGAUGAUGAUGAUGAUGACGAUGAAGAUAUGGAGAUGUCGGCGGAGCAUGCCUUUUCUGUUGUUUUGAAAAAUGAAUAAUAAAUGUUGUAAAUGGGA